AUGGCUUUGAAUAAAGGUUCAGAAAGGAUUAUCUCUUAUGCAGUACUAGCUAUGGGAGCUGGACAAAUUUCAGGCGGGCUUUCCUUUGGUGUAUUUCCCAGAAGUAGUUCACUCAAUCGAUCUCAAAUUGUCAUUCUUGGCAUGAUCCUGCAUAUCCUCGCCUUCUUCCUCAGUUUUCUUAAUUUGCCUAUGGAAGCUCCGCUACAUAAGACUUCUUCUGUUGGGUACAUCGACCCAAGCAUUUUCAUUGCUAUCGUGACCGCAUAUUUCCUCGGACUGGGUGAUUCAUGCUGGAAUACUCAGAUAUACACUCUUAUUGGGGCCAUGUACAAGGACGAAUCGUCUUGCGCUUUUGCUCUGUUCAAAUUCUUCCAGUCUCUUGCUGCUUGUGCAUCAUUCUACUACAGUUCCGUACUUCUUCUGCAUUGGCAGUUGUUGGCGCUCUGUAUUGGCUCCGCCAUGGCGGCAGUUUGCUUCUUUUCAGUCGCAAAUAAGGUGGAAACUCCCGAGAUCAUUGAAUGA
This is a messenger RNA of Cylicostephanus goldi, 522 nucleotides long. NCBI's taxonomy places the organism in Eukaryota, Metazoa, Nematoda, Chromadorea, Rhabditida, Strongylidae. The record is from the annotation of a GenBank genome assembly.